Iphiclides podalirius (scarce swallowtail) is the source of this 1533-nucleotide messenger RNA. The record is from the annotation of a GenBank genome assembly. NCBI's taxonomy places the organism in Eukaryota, Metazoa, Arthropoda, Insecta, Lepidoptera, Papilionidae.
AUGGAAAAGAAAAAUCUAAAAGCAAAUGACGUUCUAAAGGAGUUAGGCGUACAGCUCGAACGCUGUGAUGCCCAAAGAAAGGAGGAUGGCCCUUUGACAUCAACCACAGUAGGGAGUUUAGAGGAGGUAGGCGGUAUAUUCGCGUCAGAUUCUGGCUCUGAAAUGAGCCUGGAAUUGGAAAAUAGCGUAGCUAGCAACGCUAGCUUCGCCAGUAUGGGUAGCGGAGAGGCCCAGAGAGUGCGCAAGAAGCGCACUCGCGCCUCGGAUGCAGACGCCGAAGCAGAUGAUCAUCCGGAAUCUUCGGCGUUCAAAAGGAGAGGCACCCCUGUGCCUAAAAGGGGUAGAGGCCGCCCGCCCAAUAGUGGGCAGUAUUUGGGGCUGGCGAAAGGGAAGCGGGAGCUCAUGGAAGCCAGGAGGGCAGAGAUGGAGCUCCAGGCGGAGAAGGAGGUUCCAGAGCUGAUCCAAAGGCGCCGGCUCGAUAGAGCAUUGCGCCCCGCUGGCUUUGACGACGUAGUCGACUCUCGCCUUUCUUCGACCCUGCUUGAGAGGGUCGAUGAUGGCAUUAAAGUCAUCACCAAAGUCGCUACGAAAUCAAAGAACCUAAAGGGCACUUUUGUAAAAGCCCUUAAGGAAGCGGCUGAGAUGAUCCGGGAGGCGGUGAACGCUCUACAGAGCAUAUCAUCGACUGAUGAAACCCGCCGCCUCCAGGGCGACAACAAACGGCUGCGGGACGAGGUGGCGACGCUCCAAAAGGAGGUUGCUAGCAUGCGUCUCAGUAUAGAGAAGGCGGCUCGUCCAGCCCAGGAACGGACGCCGGCACCGACACCGCAGGCUGAGUAUAUUGCGCGUGAUGUACUAUCCCAAGUAGGGACGAUGAUCAGCGCGCGAUUCCAGGCUCUCGAGGAGCGCUUGCUCCCGGAGAAGCGCCUGAGGCCGCCUUUGGCUGCGGAUAGGCGCAGCGCCGAACCUGGACCUUCAUCGGCACCAGAUCCCACCCCUACCUCUCUGGGAGAGACGUGGAGUGCAAUGAUCUCCGCCAAGCCAAAGAGGUCUGUGGCUAAGCCCGUCGCGACGCCUAAGCCACCUGCGGCCGCCGUGAAAUCUAUUACGGUGCCGAGGCCCCCAUUGGUCGCAACGGGAUCCGCUGCGGUGCCCAAGUCCGGUACGGCAUCAAGACCCGCUGUGGCCACCGCGACGCCAGCCGCCGCUAAUAAAAAGAAGCGGAGGCGUAGAGGCCGCAAACUACGUGCCCCUACGACGGCAGCUGUAGUAAUCACACUACAGCACGAUGCCGUCGAAAAGGGGGUAACGUAUAGUGAUGUUCUCACCAAAGCCCGUCAGAGGUUAGAUCUGACGGCCUUGAACAUCCCGGCAGGCCUGAAUAUAAGGCAGGCGGCCACGGGAGCUCGAGUUCUCGAGCAUCCAGCAGGGGUCACGAGCGAAGCAGCGGACAGUUUCGCCGCGAAGCUCCAUGAGGUCCUCGCCGGAGAGGCACGGAUCGCCAGGCCGGUGAAGUGCGCUUACUGGCCUGGA